Cryptomeria japonica (Japanese cedar) is the source of this 702-nucleotide messenger RNA. RefSeq lists its product as uncharacterized. NCBI's taxonomy places the organism in Eukaryota, Viridiplantae, Streptophyta, Pinopsida, Cupressales, Cupressaceae. The record is from RefSeq and is a predicted model, not a curated record. The coding region runs from base 1 to 702 and encodes 233 amino acids. Gene Ontology annotation, biological process: DNA integration. Gene Ontology annotation, molecular function: nucleic acid binding. The transcript has a single exon.
AUGGAAUGCAAGGAGUGCCAGUAUUAUACUAGCAAGAGAAAAAGAGUUGCAAUGCCCCUCAGGCCUAUGUCAGUAAAAGAGCCUUUUGCCCAGUGGGGUCUUGAUUUCAUCGGAAUGAUCAAUCCCCCCAGUUCAGUCAGACACAAGUGGAUCCUGACCGCCACUGACUAUUUCACCAGAUGGUCUGAAGUCGUUCCUUUAAGGAACUCAUCAGAAAGUGAAGUGUUGGCUUUCCUAGAGGACCUGGCAUGUCGAUACGGCUCUCCCAAAACUAUCAUAUCAGACAAUGCGUGCACAUUCACCGGCUCGAGAAUUACCCAAUUUACCCUUGACAAAGGAAUAUAUCUUAAAACCUCUUCUAAUUACUAUCCUCGAGGGAAUGGACUUGUUGAGUCCACUAACAAGAACUUGAUCAGACUUAUUAAAAGGAUAGGUUCUAAAUAUAAGAAGGAGUGGCACCAUCAUUUGAGAAGCGCAUUAUGGGCAGAUCGCAUAACACCUAAACAAAUCCUAAAAAACUCCCCAUAUAAGAUGGUAUAUGGAAAAGAUGCACUUUUCCCCACGUCUCUAGAGAUCCCAGCCCUGCAACUACUGAAGUCCAUGGAGGUGGCGGAGAAUAGCCCUAUGGUCAUAAGAUUAGCGGAGAUUAUGGAGCUAGAAGAGGCAAGGGAGACGGCCUUUGUAGCUCUCCAAGACAGGUAG